Messenger RNA from Branchiostoma floridae (Florida lancelet), 3624 nucleotides. Its product is annotated as origin recognition complex subunit 1-like. The coding region runs from base 271 to 2655 and encodes 794 amino acids. The record is from RefSeq and is a predicted model, not a curated record. The transcript is spliced from 17 exons. Gene Ontology annotation, biological process: DNA replication initiation; mitotic DNA replication checkpoint signaling. Gene Ontology annotation, molecular function: ATP hydrolysis activity; chromatin binding; ATP binding. Gene Ontology annotation, cellular component: nuclear origin of replication recognition complex. NCBI's taxonomy places the organism in Eukaryota, Metazoa, Chordata, Leptocardii, Amphioxiformes, Branchiostomatidae.
AAAAUCUGAGCUCUUUAAACCAUCCUGUCUUUUGGGGUCAGAGUGGAGAGAUGGUUGACAGUCCGAUUGGAAGCUUUUAUGUCGACAGAGACGUUUGAGAAGUUUAAAUAGACACCCUCUGCUCCAAUAACCUGUAGCACCAUCCUGUGCUCGUCUCGUUUCAAAGAUUGCGCCCUAAAAGUCUCCCAAGUGACACUAGCGUACCGUUUUCUGGAGUUGCUGCCCCCCUCCCCACGUCUUCUCCUGUUGCUUCCCGUGGUGUUUGUCACGAUGCCCAGGAAGUCAGCAGGCUAUUUCAGUCGCGUGGAGCAGAGUCCCGAGUUCUCAUGGAUCGGGAAGGGCUUACAGCUGGAGAGAAGACUGAAAGACCGUCUUUAUUACAGUGGUUUCCAGCAUGGUGACAUCACAGUAUCAAAGGGAGACUUUGUGUAUGUGGAGAAUGCUGACUCUGUGGACCCAGGCGACCAUUUUGUAGCCAAAGUGAGGGCCUUAUAUGACACAGGUGAUGAUGAUGAUAGUUGCCAUGUGGCUGUUGUACAAUGGUACAUGUGGUACAAAGAAGUCCCCGCUGGCAAGAGAAGGUUGGUACAGUCCAACGACUCGCGGGAGGUCUUCGAGUACACCAACAAGCGUGUUGACACGGACAUCGACGCUGAAACCAUCUGUGGCCGAUGCCAGAUUGUGACGAUCAGCACAAAUGAUGACCCUGAUGAGGCUAUUGAAGAAGAGGACACGGAGCUGGAUGUCUUGUUUGCCCGCUAUGCCUUCAACGGGGAUGUUUUCACUGCGAUCAUGCCUCCAGUCAAAGAAUAUUCUAAGACACCCUCCAAGACUCCUUCAAAACAGCAACCCAAAACUCCAGCCCAAACACCAUCAAGGUCAACACGGUCAAGGGCAUCCAGAGACGAUGACAACAACAACAAGUCACGAAAAUCUGCAGGAAAGACGCCAGCUAAGACUCCUCGGAAGUCAGACUCCAAGGCUGAUGGGAAAAUGUCCAGAACUCCUGCUAGGUCAAAGGUCAGGGAGUCUGGAGGAAGUGACAUGAAAACUCCCCGGAAAGAGAGAAGUGAAGGCUCCGGUCACAGGGGAGAGACACCAGCUAAGAAAGUCCAUCUGGUUUCACCAAAGAACAGGUCCUUUUCAACCACCGAUGUUCUGGACAUCCUGACUUCCCCUGAGCCAGAUGUCUUCUAUGUGGAGUCUGAUGAUGAAGACAGCAGCAGCAGUGAUGAUGAUGAUGAUGAUGAUGAUGGUAAUGAUGGUGAAGCCAGGGCCAUGAGAAGGGCUCUCUCACCAGAUGGUGCAACACCUGCAAGGAAAAGCAACAGACAGGCACUGAAGAAAGCCGCACGGGACAGAAGGGGAGACCUGUCUAAGGACCCUGCACCUGUGACAAGCAAGAGGACGAGAUUUAGCGGAACAAACGACAAGAUUGAGAAAACACAGAGGACCCAAAUCAGAAAUGAUGCCAAAUAUCCAAAAACUCCUCGGCAAAGGAAAGAACCAAUGGGAGUUCUAGAGCAAGCCAGGGCUAGGCUCCAUGUAAGUGCAGUUCCUGAAUCCCUGCCCUGCAGAGAGUUGGAGUUCGGUAACAUCUACUCCUUUGUGGAGGGCAGACUGCUGGAUGGGACUGGAGGGUGCAUGUACAUAUCCGGAGUGCCGGGGACGGGAAAGACCGCGACCGUGCACGAGGUUCUGCGCUGCCUCCAGGAGGAAGUGGACGACAGUAACCUGCCCGAGUUCCAGUUUGUCGAGAUUAACGGCAUGAAACUGACCGACCCACACCAGGCUCACUCCCAGAUACUCAAGGCCCUGACAGGACAGAAGGCCACUCCAGAACACGCAGCAGAGAUUUUAGACAAGAGGUUCAACACUCCAGCCCCACGGAGAGACUCCACAGUGCUGCUGGUGGAUGAGUUGGACCUCCUGUGGACCAGGAAGCAGAGUGUCAUGUACAACCUGUUCGACUGGCCCACCAGGCCGCAGGCCAAGCUCAUUGUGCUGGCCAUCGCAAACACCAUGGACCUGCCUGAGAGAAUGAUGAUGAACAGGGUGUCCAGCCGUCUGGGGCUGACUCGGAUGACGUUCCAGCCCUACACGUUUCGACAGUUGCAAGAAAUCGUCAUGUCACGCAUGAAAGGCCUUCAGGCUUUUGAAGAUGAUGCCAUACAGCUUGCUGCUAGAAAGGUUGCCGCAGUGUCUGGCGAUGCCCGUAGAGCGCUGGACAUCUGUCGACGUGCGACGGAGCUAGCAGAGCUGGCCAAGACGCCGGGUCGCAAGUCAGCAGCCUUAGUGAACAUGACUCAUGUGGACACCGCUGUUCAGGAGAUGUUCUCUUCACCCAAGAUCAUGGCCAUAAGACAUGCAUCACUUCAGGAGCAAUUAUUCCUCAAGGCUGUCGUCGCAGAGUUCCGACGAUCUGGGCUGGAAGAAGCUACUUUUCUACAGGUCUCCCAGCAGCAUGAGUGCCUGUGUAGGCUGGAUGGUGUGUCUGUCCCGACCAUGUCCCAGCUGUCAGGUGUCUGCUCUACCCUGGGUGCCAGCCGCUUGCUCCUGGUGGAGGCCGGGAAGAGCGACCUCAGCCAACGUGUUCGUCUGAACGUCAGUCAGGACGACGUCAUGUAUGCACUCAGGGACACCAGUCAGAGCUAGAUCUUCAGUCAGUGCCUUCAGUAGUUUGAACAAGUUCAUAUAUAGAAUCAACAUUUACAUUGGACUGACUGACUGAUUCAGCCAAUGUGUUCGCCUGAACAUCAGUCAUGACGACGUCAUGUACGCACUUAGGGACACCAGUUUAAGCUAGAUCUUCAGUGCCCUCAGUAGUUUGAAGGAGUUCGUUUAUAGAAUCGACAUUUUUCAUUGGACUGACUGAGCGAUGUCAGCCAACGUGUUCGCCUGAAUGUUAGUCAGGACGACGUCAUGUACGCACUUAGGGACACCAGUCAAAGCUACAUCUUCAGUGCCCUCAGUAUUUUAAAGAAGUUCAUAUAUAGAAUUGACAUUUUUAUUGGUUCUGGUCUGUUACUUGAACUUUACAAGACCUUCAGUAGUCCCAUGUUGUUGAUAGCCAAAACACAAUCAGGAAUGUUCAUUAGAAAAGAUUAGAUAACUCCUUCAUCAAAAGUUUUUGUUUUAGAAUUUAGAUUUUAAUAAAUCCACCUUUACAAAGGCAAGUGAAAUUAUUACAAAGGAAGGAUGCAUUUACAUGUUCUUCGGGUUUUGUGGCUUACGGUGUGUUUGAAUGGUAGGAUAGUGUAAAUAUUGUUUUAACACUUUUAUUUGUUUUAUCCUUAACAUCAUCGCCAUUUAAAGCACUGUAUUUUAAUUCACUUCAUACACAUUUGUUUUUGUUUCAUCAGAUGGGUUUCAGUAAAACUGGUAAUUGUCUUAGUUUCAUGAAUCUUUUUUUACUAUUUUUUAAGAAUGUUUUUUUAGUCUAUUGAUACAUUUCAUUGUUACAUGAGUAGUUGGAAUAAAUGGGUUUCUUUGAAAACCAUAGGCAAUGAAACCCAAAAUGCAGUAAUGAGUAUUGACAAUGCAGUUUAUGAUGUAUUCAUGAGUCGUGCGUCUCACAGGCCGAUAUGUGGUUUUAAAAUAAAUGCUGUGUCACUUCUUUCCGUA